Messenger RNA from Funneliformis caledonium, 175 nucleotides. The record is from the annotation of a GenBank genome assembly. Lineage: Eukaryota; Fungi; Glomeromycota; Glomeromycetes; Glomerales; Glomeraceae.
AUGAUGUGUUGCGAGUACAUUUCUACAAUUCUUCAUAUUGCUGUCAGUAUUCUCAAAGGUUUAGUUAUUCUACCUCAAAUAGAAGUUUCCAGUAAUGAGAAUUCUGGCUGUGUCAAUUAUGCUAUCAAAAGAAUUAUAGACAACUUAUUGGAAGAAAUAAUAUACAUCAUGAAGA